This is a messenger RNA of Olea europaea var. sylvestris, 2152 nucleotides long. RefSeq names its product transcription factor bHLH122-like. Gene Ontology annotation, cellular component: nucleus. Bases 723 to 1889 code for a protein of 388 amino acids. Lineage: Eukaryota; Viridiplantae; Streptophyta; Magnoliopsida; Lamiales; Oleaceae. The record is from RefSeq and is a predicted model, not a curated record. Gene Ontology annotation, molecular function: protein dimerization activity; DNA-binding transcription factor activity, RNA polymerase II-specific; RNA polymerase II cis-regulatory region sequence-specific DNA binding. Gene Ontology annotation, biological process: regulation of transcription by RNA polymerase II. The transcript is spliced from 7 exons.
AGUUUCUGUCAAAAUUCCAACUCUAUUACUUGUCUAAAAGUGUUGUUUGAUACCCUGAUACUGCUUCUUAUGGAUAAGGGAUUGAUAAAUACUUUGUUUUGUUUCCCAUCCUCUUUUUCUUUCUCCUUUUUCUCAUUGACAUUGAUGUUAUCCUAACUGAGUCAAGAAAUUUGUAUUUUUUUUCUAGAUAUCUGUAAGAAUAUUCGUGUUCCAAAUAUUUUCCUUAAAUUUCACUACACUUCCUUCAUUUGUAAUUAACUAAACAAACAUAUGAUCAAUAGCACGUUAGAUUUUACUAAUUUUGUUUUAUAUCUGUCUUCACGUCAUCUGCUCUUUGUGUAACACGGAACAAGAUAAGAAAUAUUUAUAAAGGGAAAAAAGGGUAAGGAAAGGAAAUUUUUACACUAGAGAGUGUAUGCCUUCUAUUCCGUUUGUUGUCAAUUCUGCUAUAUAUUCCUUCUUCCACUGGUUGUUUUUAUUCUCGAUAAUCUUAUCCCUUCCUCUUCAGUUCACUCAAUAAUUUUUCUUUUUAUGGCAGUUAUGGAGAUUCUUGGCAUAUAUUUAAUUUCAUAAAUGCACGGAGAGUAUCCUUUGUGAUUUGUGGUGGAGUGAUGUCAGAUUUCAAGUUCUGCUUUAUUGGCUUAUAAUUGCUCUCAUAAGAGGGGAAUAGGACUUGGUAUACAAAACUUUCUUGGGCCAUUCUUCAAUUUUCGUGUAGUAUAAUGAAUCAGCAGCAGCAGCAGCAGCAAGAACAGAUGAGCUCUGGCCUUACACGAUAUAAAUCUGCACCAAGUUCUUAUUUUGCUAGACUUUUUACCAGUGAUGAUGGAUUUGGAGGAGAUGAUUUGGAUAAUAUUUUCAACCACCGGGCUGCAAGUCCUGAGACAAAUCGAGUUUUUGCAAGUUUCGUGGAGAGUGUCGAUACCAUGGAUCAGAACUACUCAUCCAAUAUAAGUAGUCGGGCCCAAUCAAAACCACAAUUCUUACAAUCUAUUAAGCAUGAAAUCAUUGAUCAGCAACUACAGAGACAUGACAGCAAUGAUUUUUCUUCAGUUUCUCAUAUGAUCUAUCAAAGCCAAUCGCAGCAGGGUUAUAAUUCAGAGGCUACAACUUCUGCCAUGGAUGAUUCUUACAGUAGAUCUUCGAGUUUAAUCAAUUCAGAUCGUGUAAAUGAGAUGAAGUUUAACGGUGGGAGUACGAAUCUCAUUCGACAUAGCAGUUCCCCUGCUGGAUUUUUUGCUAACAUGAAUAUCGAAAAUGAGUUUGAUGCAAUGAGAGAUGUGGGAAAUUUCGGAACUGGGAUUAGUACCAAGGCAGAAGCACCAAUGUUCUCGUUUAAGAGUCCAAUGAGUUUCUCAUCCGGGCACCCUUCUUCCUCAGAAAUGAUGACCAUCGAUGAAAUGGGAUGCAAAACGAGUUCGGGGAAAGGAAAUUUGGAGGAAGAUGGUAAUAAAAAUGGUGGUUACAUCACAAGUUUCCCAGCUAUAACCCCUUGGGAUGAUGACAAUAAGAUGUUCUCUAGUGUAUCAAAUAAUCAGAAUACUGACGAUCAAAUCCGUCGUACAAUUCCUUUGUCUCAUCACUCAAGUUUGCCUAAGAAUUCUGCACUAUUAUCCGAAAUUUUAUCGCAAGAUUCAGCACCCUGCAAAAUUAGAGCAAAACGAGGUUUUGCUACUCAUCCCCGGAGCAUUGCUGAAAGGGUGAGACGGACUCGAAUAAGUGAACGAAUAAGGAGGCUACAAGAACUCGUUCCCAAUAUGGAUAAGCAAACAAGCACAUCAGACAUGUUGGAUUUGGCCGUUGAUUACAUUAAAGAUCUACAAAUGCAAUUAAAGAUGCUUUCAGAUAAUCGAGCAAAGUGUACUUGCUCGACCGAGCGAAAGACAUAGAUCAAAAGGCCCCAAAGCUCGGGCAUGUUUCUUAACAGAAAAGCAAUCAAAAGGAAAGGUAAUGGAUGGUGGAAACUUUGCUUCUAGUUGGAGAUGGAUAGAAAAAGCCAUUAUUGAUGCCUCACAUAAAGCUAAAUGUAAAUAUAUCCAUCACUUUUGUUGGAAACAAUAAGUGCAUGAUUGCUACACAUGAUUGAACUGUAUAUUGAUUAAGAUUUGACUCUUUUUUUUCUUAAUUAUAAUUUAAAAGGAAUUCAGCUUUA